Chaetomium strumarium is the source of this 2053-nucleotide messenger RNA. RefSeq lists its product as uncharacterized. The transcript has 3 exons. NCBI's taxonomy places the organism in Eukaryota, Fungi, Ascomycota, Sordariomycetes, Sordariales, Chaetomiaceae. The record is from RefSeq and is a predicted model, not a curated record. Bases 235 to 1857 code for a protein of 540 amino acids.
AUAUCCCGCCCGAAAACAUCUUCGAUUCGUUGAUCAGUCCAGGCAGCGGCGGCAUAUUAUUACGUCGCCUCUGAAAUUGGUCAGCAAGGACCGCCCAAGCCAGACCAUGCCAUGAUGCAGUCUGUAAACCGCAACCUCGCCGUGCAGUCUCACCUCGACUUGGAAGUCGUCGAGCCCGUCAGCUAGCAUAACGGACGAGCCGAAUAGAGCACUCGCUAAAGAAACACCCUACAUAUGCCUCGCAAGAACAUGCCGUCUCCCGAGAAACGCCGUCCGCCCGUGGGUACCGGACCCAAAGGCGCCGGCAUCAACGGCCCACGCUCUCCACCGCGUCCAUCCCGCACUACCCCGAGUAGCCCCCGCAAAGGCGGUGGCAGCAACAACCCCAGCAACGCUCCCAGCAGUAGCGGCACCUUCAUCGCCCCUCCUCCGCGAGCAGCUCUAAGCCGCGCGUCUUCCCCAGCCCCGGCCUCCGCCAACCCGCGCAAUAAUACCUCCAGCAAAGACCCCGCCGGUCCGGGUCCGGGCCUGCUCCCACUCAACGCACCAGCGAACCGCCGUUCCGCGUCCCCUUCGCCGUUACCACAUCUCGCAACAGCUGCCGCAUCAACAGCAACCGCAACAGCAACGGCAACAACCGCGAUCGCGCCGACUAUCACUCUGGCCAGUGCACAGUCGGCCCUCCGCGAGAAGGAGCUGCGCAUCGCCUCGCUCGAGCGCGAGCUGGCGCUGAUGGAGGCCGAGUUUGUGCGCGAGCUGGACAAGCUGAGCAGCGCCGAGAGCGACACGGCGGCCUUCUGGCAGGCCAAAUAUGCGGCCAUUGAGAAACAGCUGGCUCUGAUCCUGCAGGCGCAGGGGGAAGAAGCUCCUUGUAUGAGACAAAGGGAGAAGGACGAGGACGAGGGGACCGAAAGGGAGAGGGAGCGGGAGAACAAGGCCAGGAUGGAGCAGGAGCUGGAUGAGUUACGGGGCGCGUGGGAACGGACGAAGGAGACGCUUGCUCGGAGGGAUGAGGAGGUUGCGCAGCUCAGGGCGCAGGUGAGGGGCCUCAAGGAGUGGGUUAGCACGAGCACGCGGACGGAUGGGCAGGCCCAGACGAGUGACGAGGUGUUUGGGGAGGGGAUGGCGAAGUUGGGGAACGGAUUGCAAAACUGGGUGCUGGUGAAUUUUAGGAGGGCGAAGGUUGAUCUAUCCAGCGCCGACGAAGAGACGAUCUCGGAAUUGGCCCGUCUGGUGCCCAUGUACGAAGAGCUAGCCUCGACCUUCAAAAUCCAUCUGCUUCAGUCGGUCGUGUCGCGGUUACUUGUGGACCUUGUGUUUGACGCCUACUUUGUCGGCCUUCCGACCAAUGUGGCUGGCCAGAUUCGGCAGGUUGAGGCUUUUCUGUCAUCAUUUGCAUCGUCUCCGGAGUGGAUCAACCAAUGGCGCUCACUUACCCUCACGAUGCUCAAGAAAGACGCCAAUGAGAAGCUACAGACAGAGACAACGGCCGUCGUUGGCACGGUCGUGUCCAAGGUCAACAGGCUGCUCGAUUCCAUCACGAACACGAAGUCAAGCGAGGCGCGAGACCAAGGUCUACAGGCGCUCGUCUCCAGCGCCAUUGAGAUCUCAAGGCUGCUGGCCGUACAAAGGGCCGUCUUCACGAUCGAGAUGCCCGAGAUCCUGCCGCACCAGCGGACCAUGUUUGAUGCCGAGACCAUGGAAGACAUCGGCGGCGAGGACGAGGACAGCUUGGCCGACAGGGAUAUUUGCUGUAUCACGUUCCCCGGCAUCAUCAAGCGGGGAGACGAGAGCGGAGGGCAUCUGCAGUAUCGGAACGUCAUCUCCAAGGCAAAAGUCAUCUGCAGUCCGGAGUAAGGGGCACUGUCCGUGGUUCCAUUACGAGUACAGAGUUGCCGAGCUCAAGGUGCUACGCUGCACUUGGACUGGUUAGAGGAGAUUGAGCCACCCCUUGACGUGUCUCGGAGCAUCCGGCAUGCAGGCUCUGGACUAUUCUAGCUUCCUAGGCCGCGGGUGAACGGGCCUACGCUAAAGUCGCUUCCCUCUGGCCCUA